UUGGAUGUUGAGAAUAAGCAGGCGAUUGGCUGUGCCGGCAUUAUGGUGGGCGGGAAUGCAGGCGGCAGGGAAGUGGUGUCCCCGGUUACCUGUCCACAGUUGCUAGUUCAGCAUAGGUACUUGUAUUGCGGUGCCUAAUAAUAUCACCUGAGCCGGGGACUGUUGGGAGAGUGCUGACUCCAGACGAGCUAUGGCUCAUCGUUUAUCUAAAGAGGAGCUGGAUGAGCAGUUUGAACAGUUUUUAAAAGAGUCCCUUUCAGAUGACUCCUUUGACAGUAAUAAAAAAUCAGCUGUACUUGAAAAUCUCGGAAAGCCUAAAGUGAAAAGAAUGAAAAAGAAAGAUCCUUCCCCGUGGUGGACUGCUGAGGAUGACUCUGACGAUGGAGAUCUGGCUGUGACGAGUCGGAGCUUUCUGAAAUCACAAAGCACAUCCCAGCCCAUUGAAGAGGUUGAAGAAGAAGAUCAAGUUGAAGAAAUGCAACAAUCGAUAGAUCCUCUGAUUACAUCAAUAGAGAAGGACAGCUUGGAGAUUGAUGAAUCUGUUUUAGCUUCUGGCCCAUAUCAAACAUACCAUGGGGUUGGCCUGGAUACCUUAGAAGAACAGGAAGAAAAGGAAAGGUUUUUUGCUAGACUUGAAAAAGGUGCUUCAUCUACAAUUGACUAUUCAAAAUUAAAUAAAGAAUUGGAUUCUACAGAUUCAACACAACUUACAGCUUUAAUACGCAGUGCUGACAAUGCUAAAUCUGAAGAUGAUGAAAAUAAAGAUUUGUCAGUAAAUUACAGUGAGGACUUUGAAGAUGAACCUGAAGCUAGCCGUCCCAUUAUCAAAAAAGCAACUGCACAAAAUGAGGAUAUGGCUGAUAACCCAGAGCUAAAAAAUCAGAAAGAAGAGACACCUGGAAUGCUUGCCAAAGUCCUCCUUGAUUCACUGGAUUCCACAAUUGACACACAAAAGCUUUUGCAGCAAACAGGAGAUGAAUCUGUAACACCACAAGGGACCAAUGAGGCAACAGGCACAGGUAUUUCAAACCCGUACACAAAUAGUGACAUGGAAGCUUUGCAUCAAGCAUAUCAAAUUCUGGGUCAGUCAAUGGAAAACACAGAUGAACAGAACAAUUAUCUUAGGACUGCAGACCACACAAGCACAUCCAUUGGGGAUACUGCAGACUCAAAGGCACCAAGUCUUAAAAAUAUUCUCACUGGUGAUUCAGACAUGUCUACUGUGGAUGAGUUGAUGCAACCUAUUAGAGUGGAAGAAGGCUUUAGCAUGAAGCCUUUAAGUGUAAACAUGCAGACAAACAAUGGACUGCUUCCAUAUAGUGAGCACAAAUCAAUGGAAAAAAAUCCCAAGGAUUUACUGCAGAAAAAUAAAAUCAUAGAUUAUUUCCAUCAUGAGACUGGUGGAAAAUCUGAAUCUGUAAAUGUAAUAUCAUCACCUGAAUUGAAUCUGCAUUAUCAAAGCAAAACAAGGAUGAUCGCUCAAGACCACCAAAGUCAACAGCAGCGUGUGGCUUCCAAGGAACCAAAACCUUCAGGACUGUUUGCAGUUCAUCAUGGUGUUUCAAAGCAUGGGAAUGACCUUGAUCUAAGUGCAUCUACGUCUUCUGGCCUGCUCCAUAACAAGCUCUCAAACAAGACAGACAGGAGUCCAACAUCGCUUUUAAGGAAAAGUCAAAACACGCAAUAUGCUUAUGUUAAGAGCUCUGGCUAUGGAAAGGCUAGGGCACAAAUGAAACAGUCCUCUAUUGCUGACAUAUCCACUUUAAAGGAGACCCUUAUAGAGACAAAGGGCAAGUCACCUGCUGAUAAGAAACACAAAGGAAUAUUAUCUGCUACCAGAACCAUAAGAUUUGCAGAAGAUUCGGCCAGUUUUCCGAAGGAUAGUGGAAACAGUGAUACUAUAUGGCAACAACAAGAAACUGCUGCUAAAAUAAACUUAGAAAAAUCCAUGGACAAUGAAAAGAUCAAUGUUCCCAUUAUAUCUUAUGGAGUCUUCGAUGAUUCGGUUAUCAGCGGUAGUAACCUAUCUGUGCUUCAGAGACUUCAGAAAGUAGAACAGAAAUUAAAUGCUGCACAUAUGUAUACUGCAGCCCCCAAAGAAAACUCUUUCAGCAAGGAAAAGCAAAGUAAGCAAGAAAUGGAAGAGAUGAAAAUUAAAUAUGAGGAUGAAAUCAAAGAACUAAAACAGGCAAAUUUCAUACUACAAACACAGUUAAAUGCAGACAAAGAAACAAUCAAGAAAAAGUCUCAUCUUUUUGGAGAUCAGAGUAGUCCUGUAACAGAAGAGAAAAUACUGCUUAUAAGGCAAGAAAUAGAAGAACAAGAGACUCUUCUACGAGGAUAUCAGCAGGAAAAUGAAAGACUGUAUCAACAAGUCAAAGUACUCCAAUUUGAAAACAAGCAAAAUGAAGAGCAGAUGUUCAAAGAAAAUCAAGCACUGAAAACAGACCUCAUUUUCUUAAGAGAGAAAAUGAAGGUGAACAGUAACAUGCCUCAUAAUCAACAUGCAUCCCAAGUAUCUGAACCCAGUACUCAGAGUUUUACAGAGUUGAUUGCUGAACUGCGUGCCGUUCAGAAAAAAGAGACUGGUUUGCUUGAAGACAUAGCUAGAUAUAAGCACGACAAACAGGCCCUGGAAGUAGAUCUGGUACAAAUGAUGAAAGAGCGUGAUCUUCUAAAAGUCCAAGUCUCCAACACUGCAGAUGAUAAAUCUUAUGAAAUGAACAUUUUGGAAGACAGUUAUAAGCAAGAAAUCAACCGACUCAAUAAAAAACUUCAGUGGUUUGCAGAAAACCAGGAUAUAUUGGAUAGAGAUGCUGGUCGACUUAGAGACGCUUAUGAACAAAUUGAGAACCUGAAGACACAGGUUGAAAAGCUUAGCUAUGAUGCAGGAAAUCAGUCUGUUCAGCAGCAGAAACGUCUAAAAGACAGAGCAGCUGAUGCAAAACGAAUACAAGACCUUGAGCGGCAGGUUAAAGAAAUGGAAGCAAUUAUUAAGAGAAGGUAUCCCAACUCUAUCCCAGCACUCAUAUUUGCUGCUACAGCAGUUGCAGAAACUGACAAUUCCACCAAAAGUAAUACCGUAGCCUUCUUAGAAAGGAGAAUUAAAAAAUUAGAAACAGAUCUGGAAAGCAAAGAUGAAGAAGCUAAGAGAAGUCUACGCAGCAUGGAACAGCAAUUUCAGAAAAUCAAGAUUCAGUAUGAGAGUCGAAUAAAUGAACUUGAAGAAUUACAUGCUCAGAGACACCUAAAUGAGCCACAAAAACAUGUAGACGGCACAAUAAAAAUAAAAGCACUUGAGCAAGAGCUAUCUAUAUUUAAGGAUGCUCAUCACUCUACAGUUAUGAACCUACAUAAAGAAAUUGAAACCCUCCGACAGAAGAAUUUGUUUUUAGAACAUAAGUCUAAGAUUAAAGAACAAAACAUUACUUCAAAAACUAAAGAGGGGGAGAUGCCUGAUCAAGCAAGAUUGACCAGACUUAAUCAGGAACUUAUUACAAAAAAUAAAGAGAUUCAAGAGCUCUCAAAAACAGUGGAGAGACUUCAAAAGGAAAGGAUGAUCAUGCUCUCAGUCAAACCCCAUUCAAGUAGAGUCAGUAACAGGAACAAAAACUUAAGUGUGCCUGAUGCAGGGGUUACACCUCCCUCCAAGGGAAGCACAGUACAGACUGAAGUUUUUCCAUCAAUGUUGAAUGAAAAACUGUAUCAACCAGACACCUUUGCAGACUUUCAUAUUUCUGAUCUCAUACAAGAAAACAAUAGACUAGAAGAUGAAGUUCACAAAUUGUCUGAAAACCUGAACCAACAAAAGGCAAAUUAUGAAACUGCUUUGUCGAAAGCAGAGUGCGCUAUAAAGAGGUUAAAAGGCGAAACUGUUGAGCAAGUUGCAGCACUUAAGCAGUCACACCAGAGGGAGAUCGAAAAACUCAUUUGUCAGAAUGCAUUAGAACAUUCGUCAUCGAGGGUGGCCGAGCUAAGUAGCAAAAUUUCAACGCAAGAGAUCCAUAUAAAGCAUCUUCAAAAGCAACUUAGCGAGCUACAGAAGGACAGAGAAUCCUUGGCUGUCUUACGCAUUCGGGAGGAAACCCUGCAGAGAGAGAUGGUAAAAAUGUUGGAUGAACUAAAAAUGGCCAAGGAGUGUCACAGUCCAAAAAUGAAGCACUUUUUAGCUCUUGAAAGUAAGAUCAAACACAUGGAAGUCAAGCAUUCGCAAAGAGAACAAGAGCUCCAGCAGGUAAUCCAGCAUUCACGACACACUGAAGAAGCGUCACAGGUCAGCGAGCUUGACAAAUGGAAGAAACUUGCACAACAAAAGAAUGUGGAGCUAGAGAGGUUUAAAACAGAGUUAGAUGCAAUUUUAGAUGUUCUCCGUGUGUUACAAAGACAGGGAGUUGUCAUACCCACCUCAGCAUCACAAGGCUCUGAAGUACACUGGAAAACAUAACUGUUAGCAUGCAUGGAUAUUUGAAGUUGCACUAUGUAUUUAUAUAUUAUUUUAAAUGUAUUUAUAA
Messenger RNA from Pseudophryne corroboree (corroboree frog), 4511 nucleotides. It is a transcript of the gene CEP162, whose product is annotated as centrosomal protein 162. NCBI's taxonomy places the organism in Eukaryota, Metazoa, Chordata, Amphibia, Anura, Myobatrachidae. Bases 191 to 4444 code for a protein of 1417 amino acids. Gene Ontology annotation, cellular component: centriole; centrosome; axonemal microtubule. The record is from RefSeq and is a predicted model, not a curated record. The transcript has 27 exons. Gene Ontology annotation, biological process: cilium assembly.